AAGCAUUAGGUGAAGCAGGGUGCGAACCAUGUGUGGUAUAUGUUGUGUACUAGGAGAUGAGAAUUGUCCCAUUAUAACUAACAAGGAUUACUUUCAUGAACAGUCUCGCUUGUACAAUAGAGGCCCGGGACUGUCGGAGGAGGGUGGAGUUACCUGCCCCUGAUGGGCAGACCCUGGUGAUGUGUGGGUCAGUGUUAGGUCUGAGAGGGCCCCUCACCUCCCAGCCCCUAACUCUCCCAGGGAGCAGGAACACCUUACUGUGGAAUGGGGAAAUAUUUGGGGUAGGAGAAGAUUGUAAUGACACUAGGGUUUUGCUGAGGACACUGUCACAGUGUACAUCCACGGCAGAGAUACUGCAGGUGAUGGUGAUGAUACAAGGGCUCUCAUUCAUAUAUUGGCAGGAUUCUACAAAUACUCUUUGGUUUGGGAGAGACACUUUGGGUCGAAGAAGUUUACUCUGGCAUCUUCCUAUCUGUUCUGAAGAUGUGUUUAUGCUCUCAUCUGUCAAAGUACACCAUAUGAAAUUUGAGGAAGUUCCUGCGGUUGGUAUAUUUUCACUGAGAUUGAGUGACAAGAAAGCUGGAGAUACAUGUUGCUUUAUGCAAAUGACAUUGUUUCCAUGGAAACCAAGUGGCUUAGCAAGAAUACAUCCCAUAGCUGAAGAAGAAAAGAGCUGCUGGAAAGAAAGAUUAAGGGAAUGUUUACCUGCUUUGACUGAAUCUUCUCUUCAUUGUGAUGGUGACUUUGAGAUACAUUCCCACAUUCCCAAGGUCAACAAGGACAUAGAGGCACCCACAGAUAGAUCUUUGGGAAAACUUGAACCGGUUGACUUCCUGCAGUCAUUGCUGACAAAAGACGAUACACUGGAAAAACUUUCGUCACAACUAAUAGAUGUUCUUAAAAAAGCUGUCCAGGUUCGAGUCAGCUGUAUAAGUAAAACCGGCGGUCCCGAGCAGAAUGAACCAAGAGAGUGGUACAAAGUGAUGCGUUUGCUAAUGGUUUGUAGUGGAGAGGUUCAAAUCCAGCUGGAACAACAGGUACCUAGUCUCUGUGAGGAUUUGAAGAAUGCAGAACGUAAGGCAAACUUUGAAGACAAUCAUAGUCAAGCAGUAGACCUAAACUCAUCAAAAAUGACUCAAAUUUGUGAACCCCGAAAAAGCAGUGUAGCCAUUUUGUUUUCUGGAGGUCUUGACUCAACUGUGAUCGCUGCCUUGGCUGAUAGAUGUUUGCCAGAAGAUGAACCGAUUGACCUGUUGAAUGUUGCUUUUGAACAGAAAUCCAAACCACAUGUUGAGAAAACCAGCAAGCACAAAGGGCCGGGCAGAAAUCCAAACCACAUGAUGAGAAAACCAGCAGGCACAGAAGGCCGGGCAGGUAGGGAAAGCUUGGGUCAUUCCAGUAGAGACUCCAGGGGAUAUAAUGUGGGUAAGAACAGAAAUCCAAACCACAUGCUGGGAAAACCAGCAAGCACAAAAGGCCAGGCAGGUAGGGAAAGCUUGGGUCAUUUCCAGGAGACUCCAGGGGGUAUAAUGUGGAAAUCCAAACCACAAGCUGAGAAAACCAGCAGGCACAAAGGGCCGGGCAGGAUGACCAGUCCCCCCGUUGACCCAUUUCUGGUGCCAGACAGACAGACAGGUUUGAGUGCGCUUCGUGAGCUUAACCCAUGCCGUCAGUGGAACUUUGUUGAGAUUAACAUAACCAUUGAGGAAUUGAGGAAAUACAGACAAGCCUGUGUAUCAGAGCUGCUGUACCCUCUGUGUACAGUGUUAGAUGACAGUAUAGGAUGUGCUGUGUGGUUUGCUGCCAGGGGAACUGGAUUACUGAGGACAGCAUCAACUCCACAUGCAUACAGCAGUGAGGCCAAGGUAGUACUGGUGGGAAUGGGGGCAGAUGAACAACUGGCAGGCUACUCCAGACACAGGACCAAAUUCCAGGAGAGUGGUUGGGAGGGUCUGGUGGGUGAACUCCAGAUGGAGGUAGACCGAAUCUCUACACGGAAUUUAGGACGAGAUGACAGAAUAAUCACAGAUCAUGGACGAGAAUCUAGACUUCCUUUUCUGGAUGAAAAUGUUGUGUCAUUUCUGAAUCAAAUACCAGUGCACCUCAAGGCAGACCUGAGGCUUCCCCGAGGGGUGGGGGAGAAAUUACUGCUGCGGUUGUGUGCGGUGAAGCUUGGCUUGCCUCUCACCGCCGUGGCGCCAAAACGGGCCAUUCAGUUUGGGUCGCGCAUUGCAAAGUCUGAGAACCACAAAGAACACGCCUCUGAUUUCUGUCCACGCUUGCAGGCAACAAGCUCAUAGGGCAGAAGAACUUUUCUUUUACACACAGCUGUGAUACAAAUUGAGGACAACUGCCAGUUAUGGGUUUGCGCACAUUGGUAAGACUUGUCAAAUUAACCCACAUGCCGAUGAAUGCUUUUACAUUUUGUCAAUGGAUCAAUAAAUUUGUAGUUUAGUAAUUGUAGCAAGCAUUAAUGAAAUAAAAUCUUUUUAUAAACAGUAUUUACUGUAUCAGUGUAUUUUGCCUUCCAGUAAAGGGCCACUGUAGUUUCAAAGUGGUUGUGUAUUAAAGAAGGGUUUAUA
Molecule: messenger RNA, 2582 nt
Organism: Liolophura sinensis
Lineage: Eukaryota; Metazoa; Mollusca; Polyplacophora; Chitonida; Chitonidae
Product: asparagine synthetase domain-containing protein 1-like
Molecular function (GO): asparagine synthase (glutamine-hydrolyzing) activity
Source: RefSeq, a predicted model, not a curated record